AUCAUUGACGUUGAUGUCUGAACAACCACCUACGUUACCGCCAUUACCUACAUCAGAAGCUUUGUUCUCACCUAAGAAUUCACCAAAUUUGGAUACGAUUGGUAGUCCACCCGCUAGGAAUAACAAUAGUAAUCAGAAUGAACAGACUGUAGAUGAUGUAGCGGAUAUAGAACAAAUAUAUAAAGAUAAAGGCCUAAAAGAUGCCGCACAACGUGCUAUAGAAGUAUACAAGCGUAAAGAAGUAAAGAAGGUCGUUGUAAGGUUUAAAGCGAUAGGAGCUGCACCAAUUAUGAAGCAAAAUUAUUACAAAAUAUCAGAAUCUAAUAAAUUCUAUACCGUCAUACAAUUUCUUAGGAAGGAGUGUGGUUUAUCAAAUUCGAACUGUCCAAUUUUCUGUUAUAUUAAUAGUGCUUUUGCACCUACACCCGACGAUACAAUUGGAAACUUAUACAAAUGCUAUGGAACUGAAGGACAUUUGAUUGUUAAUUAUAGGUUUGUUUACUUUUCAAUAUCUUCUUUUGCUAACAAAAUCAAAAGUACAUCAGUUGCAUGGGGAUAAUGCUAUAAGUUGUACAUGUUUAAUUUUCUAUAUACCCAUACCCUCGCGAUAGUAGUUGUUAGCGACGAAAGGCAUUUUAACAACUUCAGCUUGGCGUUUACGACCUCUAAUAUCAACCAACACUUUUGUACCGAUAGAUGCGAAUUCUUUUGGCAGAUAUCCCAUAGCGAUAUUUUGAUUGAGAGUUGGCGAAGGUGCACCCGAAGUUACAUGACCGACCUUCUCUUCAUUAGUAUUCAAUAUUGAUGCAUUUUGUCUAGCCGCUGGACCUUUUUCAACGGUGAGACCAACACGUCUUUUUGACAUAUUAGCUAAUUUUAAUGAUGGUAUAACUUUACCCCAUCCUGGGAAUUUAGUUACUUGAUCCUCAGUCCUCCUAUCCUUGGCUAUUGUCCAUGCUAAUCCGGCUUCACCGACGGUAAGGUCAUUCUCCCAUAAAUCCUGAUAUUCGUCUUAAUAUUUGAUUAUAUGAAGAGGAAGACAUUACUUACGUUACCGUAUAAACACAAACCGGCUUCUAAACGAAGACUGUCUCUGGCACCCAAACCUAUUGGGAUUGUUGGGUUGCCAUCGGCGAGCAUGUCAGCUAUAGCUACAGCAUCUCUCUCCUCUACUGAAAUUUCAAAACCGUCUUCACCUGUGUAACCACUUCUAGCAAUGUGUACGUUUGCACCACCACUUAAUCUGAGAUUUUGACUGACGUUGCCAAAAUAAAGUUCCUUAAGUGAUGUUUCAGAAUGUCUAGCGAGAACUUCUGCAGCUUUCGGUCCUUGUAACGCUAACAAAGCUUGUUUCUUAGAUUCUAAAUAAUCAAUGCUGAUACUUUCUCCAGUUUCAUCUUGGUAUCUUCCUUGCUGGUUGGUUAACCAAUUUGCAACUUCUUUCGAUCUAGCUGCGUUUGUAACUAAAUACCAAGAUUCAUCUGACCAUUUAGUAAGUAUACAGUCAUCAACUAUACCGCCUUCCUCGGUUAAUAUGAGGCUGUAUGACCCUGUGUUGGUCAGCUGGUUGUAAGAUACCGGUAAGAUGGAAUGUAUGAAGUUCGAUGAUUUUGGUUGUUUUAAGCUGUAUUUUUGUGUCAAGUAUGAGUGUCUAUUUGUUC
Messenger RNA from Wallemia mellicola CBS 633.66, 1661 nucleotides. Its product is annotated as APG12-domain-containing protein. Gene Ontology annotation, biological process: nucleophagy; C-terminal protein lipidation; autophagosome assembly. The record is from RefSeq and is a predicted model, not a curated record. Gene Ontology annotation, cellular component: Atg12-Atg5-Atg16 complex; phagophore assembly site membrane; cytoplasm. The transcript has 3 exons. NCBI's taxonomy places the organism in Eukaryota, Fungi, Basidiomycota, Wallemiomycetes, Wallemiales, Wallemiaceae. Bases 14 to 559 code for a protein of 181 amino acids.